This is a messenger RNA of Cydia strobilella, 6371 nucleotides long. RefSeq names its product WASH complex subunit 2 (gene FAM21). The transcript is spliced from 13 exons. The record is from RefSeq and is a predicted model, not a curated record. The coding region runs from base 176 to 4603 and encodes 1475 amino acids. NCBI's taxonomy places the organism in Eukaryota, Metazoa, Arthropoda, Insecta, Lepidoptera, Tortricidae.
UCGAACAGCCUGAUCUGUCAUCUUUGUUUUUGUACAGCACACAGAGAAAGUGCAUUUUACGCAAAAUAAAUACGAUUACACCUUAUAUUUAGCUAUCAAAUGGAUUCUAACUGCUCGACGCACUAAUUAACUUUCUAUUUGCCGCUAAAGUUUAUUAACAUUGCACUUGCGUGCAAUGGAAGGCACGGCGGCGCUCCGCGGCGCGGCGCCGCGCUGGAGCCUCGCCGGUGACCAGCAGCUCUUAGACCUGCUUCAAGACAUACAUCAGAGAAUUAUCUCAAAAUGCAACGAGACAAACAAGAGAUUGGAAGAGAUGUCGCGAGGUCUACGAGACGCCAGCGUCAACUUACAGAAUGUCAAUAACAAGUUUCUAGCUCUGAGCAACACGCAGUUUGUGGAGAGCCGCGUAUAUGAGGACGACGCUGAUGUGACACCCCCCGCUGUCGAGAAGGAACCGCCAAAACCUAAAGACCUAGCUUCAGACCUAACGAAGCUGAAAGAGAGUCUACAAAUCCUGGAGAGCUACCACGAGCCCCUUCUUAUCGUGAGGGACAGUGACAGCGAUAGUGAUAGUGAUGACAAUGACGACAGGUUGGUUCUAAAACCUAAAGACCUGUACGCCGACAGACCUCUACCCUACAUCAUAGGAUCUCAAGCGUGGAAGAGCAAAUGGCAUGCAGGCCUGGUUCCUGAUGAGAGUGACUCUGACAGCUCAACAUCGAAGGUUGAAGAAGUGGAACAGUAUUCAGAGUCUGAGGAAGAACGGCCCGUGGAACAUUAUAUGCCUGAUAGGACGAUGUCUACAAGCACGUUGUCUCUACAAUCGGAAGCGGCCGUCUCUGUCUCCCCUGUACGUCCGUCCCCUGCUGCCGUCGCGGCGGACUUAGCUCGGCGACUGGGAGGAGAUAUUAAGAUACCGGAAAGAGAACCAGUGUACACCCAACCGGAAACUGUCCCCCGGAAGUUGUACAAACCACAGGAGCCGCUAGCUACAACAAUUUUUCCCGAUGAGCCACCCCCACUAGAUGACCCGUCAAGUGACGAAGAUAUUUUCGCGGAGCUGCACAAAACUCAACCUAAACCCCAUAACAAUAGAGUCGACGAUCUGUUCGAUUUUAGCAACAAGCCGAGUGGGCUUGAAGAAGAGCUGUUUGGAACGCCGAAGGUACAAAGAAACCAAAACACAGACAAACCUCUGUUUCCCGAAGAUUCUGAACCGGAAAUACCUGAGACACCAAAGCCAGUUGUUAAAGAACCAUCUGAAGACAAUAUCAAAAAACCAGUUGGCGGCAUAUCCUUGUUUGGCACUAACAAGCACGCUGAAAGCAUAGGGGCAGCCAUCUUGAAACGGAACCGCCGGAAAUCAUCCACUUCCGGUGAUGAAAGCAACACUGAAGAGGUCCAAGUCAAAGAACCUGUCCAAGAUUUCAAAGAAAAGAAAGAGAGAGAUAUAUUCGAUGAUCUAUUUGCUAAAUCUGAGAAUCUGAAUAAAAAGAAUGUCAAACCUGAAGAUGUUAAACCAAAAGCAAUGCAUAAAGAAGUGACCCAACCAAAAGAAGCGAAAAAGGAUAUAUUUAGUGAUAUAUUUGAUGAUAUAGACGAUAUAUUCUCUAGUGAUAUUGUGGUACAGGUCAAACCGACUGUUAAAAAUGAUAAGUCUCUGUUUAGUGAUGAUGAUGAUUUAUUUGAUGAAGUGUCAACGGUUAAAAAAGAUAGUGAAAAAGAUAAUGCGAUUAGUGAAAAAUCUAAUUCGUAUGGUGCUAGGCCAAAAGUGGCUAUUUUAUCUGGUGUUACUAAUGUUGAAAAAGGUGAUGCUAAAAAGGAAAAUAAGGUUAUUAAGGAAAUAAAAGAAACAAAAAGCAUUUUUGAUUCAGAUAGUGAUGAUGGAUUAUUUACAAAUAUUUCUAAAGAUGUCAAACGCAAUAUAGAUACAGAGAGUAAACCUGUUGUUAAUAAACUAAAAGAUCAUUUACUGGAUGACGAUGAUGAUGGAUUGUUUACCAAAAGUAAUACCCAACCGAAAGUUGCUAAUAAUAUCGGUAAAAUGACUAAACUUAGCAAAAAGGCCGUUUUCGAUUCCGAUGAUGAGCUGUUUAAAGAUACGAAAAAUGUAAAUGAAGCAAAACUAUCUCAAACUAGUCCAAAAACUACUGUAGAUGUAAAUAUGGGUGAUCAGUUAUUUACAGCAGCUAAUGAUAAACCUGAGAAACAAUCAGACAAACCCGAUAUAAUUAAUUCAGUCAAUGUUAUGCGCAAUGAAGUUAAAAGUACUCCAGAAAUAAAUAUACCUACAGUACAGCCGACAGUGGCAGAUAGUAUAAACAAUGACAUUGACAAUAAUAUACCUCCUUUCGAAUCUCGGAACGAAUCAACUCAAGAAUCUAGCCAUGACGGUUUUGAUGAUGAAGAUACAAUGGAAUCAACUGUCAAAAAUAAUGACAAAUCUGCUGACAUCAAUCAAGAUUCUGAAAAUAAAGGUAGCAGUGGCCAAAUUAUUGAUGACAUGUUUAGGAAACCGAAUGAGCAGACAUAUUUUAGUGAAAAUAUUUUAAGAACUACAAGAAUAGCAGCGGACGAGAAAAACAUACCAGAGAAAUUACCAGAUAUUUUUAACGACUCUGAUGAUGAUUUGUUUAGAAGUAAACCAAAAAUUCCUAACACUGAAAAUGCUAAACAAAAUCAAGAAACAACAGCUGAAGCACAUUCAUCGAAUUUAUUUUCAACUUCUGACAAAAACGAUAUAUUUUCUGAUAUUUUUGAUGAUGUACCGCCAGUUUUCGAAAAACCGAAGGAGCCUAAAAAGUCUAAAAACGUAAAUGCUCUCUUUGAUGAUGAUUCCGAUGAUGAAGCCCUAUUUUUCAAGAAAAAUGAUGUUAUUACUGACGAAAAACCAGAUUUUAGUCCUAGCGAGGAAAGAUUUGGCAUAUUCAAUGAUGAACCGCCUGCGAUAGAUGUGGAUUUUACUCAAAAACUAAGUAAAAAAGAAGAAGGAAAAGACCCUCUAAAAUCGGGAAAAGUACCUACAAUGAUAGAUAAAACUGACAGUGUUCCAGCUCAACCCGUUGAGAGCGAAAAUAUUGGUAAAUCAGCUGAAGAAAGUGAAAAUGUAAAAAGCCGUGACGCUCAAGACACAACAGAUAAUACAUCUAAAGAACCCAAAAAAGUCGGUAAACUUAAACCUAUGAAUAUCAACAUAAAUGUUAACUCUCUGUUACCAGGAGCUUCUCCUAAAAAGAAACAAGUUGAAAAUGUCGAAGUUAGGCAAGAAUACAUAGCAAGUAAUGAAGAAUUAUAUAAAACUGAUAAAAUCGAACCUAACAUCGUAGAAUCUAUCAGUUUUGAUGAUCCAAAAAUAUUGGAUAACAAAAUUUCAAAGGAAAGAGCUAAAAUACAAGUAAAAAGACGACCCUCGACCAGACGGGCUAGGAAAGAAGCUGUCAGGAAAUCUACCAUCGAUUUUACAGAUUCUAGCUUUGAUAGUUCUAAUGAUAACAGUACUAAAGAUGAAGUCAAAGAGAAAAUCGUUAAAACAGUGUACAUUUUGAACGAUGAUGACAUUUUUGGCUCAACAAAAAGUAUAGAACCUACGAAGAAACAUUUGAACAUAGUUGAUUCUGAUGAGGAAUUAUUCAAAAAACCAGAAAACAAAACUGAAAAAGAUGUUAGAAGAAACGAUAGUAAAUCUGUUAAACCACCUGCUGUUGAAAAGCGAUCUUCGUUUGAUUCUAAUGAGAUUGAUGAUAUGUUUAAAAAAUCAAUGAAUACGAAAGAUAUUUCAAAUGAUGAAGUAGAUAAAAUACAUAAGGUGUCUCCAAAUGAAGAGAAAGCUGAUUUUGAUGAUAAUGUAGCUACGGUAGUUGACGAAAUAAAAAGGGAAAGUGUCAGUAAAAAUUUAGAAAAUAAAUCAUAUUUAGAUUCAGAUGACGAUGAUGAUUUAUUUAGACCGACCAAUAAAAAAUCAUCAGUAAACAUAACCAAUGAGACUGAUUCUGAUGAAAAACUCUUUAAAAAUGCUCAAAAAACUACAACAGAUACUAAAAAAGUGAAAGCUCCUAGUCUAUUUUCGAAUUCAGACGAUGACGAUUUAUUUAAAGUAAAAACAAAAAUAACUAAACCAGAGUUUAAAAGAAAUAUUAGCUCAGAAGAUCUAUUUCAAAAUAAAGGCAUUGGCACUUUGGGUAAAGUUUACAAUAAAACGAUAGAUAAUAUCAAAGAAAAUAUAACAGAGGUAAAAGACACACAUAAUAUAUUUGACGAUUUCCCAGCAAAAUCAGUAGAGAGCAAUAUAGAAGAAAUACAGCAAAGUAAAGUAAAAGAACCAAUAGUAGAGACUGUAAAAGAAAACGUAUUAAAAGCUAAAAAAUCUAUACUAGACGAUUUGAGUGACGAAGAUGAUUUGUUCAAAAGUAAAACGAAGUUGAUAAGUAAUAAAAAAAAUAAGAGUCUUUUUGGAGAUGAUGGUGAUGAUGAUGAUCUAUUUGGGAGCAAACCUGUUAAAGAAAUCAAACCGGAAGAAGUACCAGUCACCCUUCCUGUGAAGGAGCUGAAAGCAGCGGAGCCGGUGUUUGUGGAUCCUCUAUCACUAUUCGGUGAUGAUGAAUAACAUUUAGAACUGGCAAAUACGUCAACUGACACAGCUUCAACCCUAUACCAACCUUCGUGGUCACUAUCUCUCUCUGUGAUCGCUCACUCAUGACUGAGGAUCGUGGUCAUCAGUGGAUGUGGAUGCUCCACACCUGGUUCUUGUAAUCUGCCUCCAUCGGUGCCUGUCCAUCGCGUCUCUGACGACCGAGCAAAAGCUGGUUGAGGAUGGGGCCCCUUUCACUUGAUCGCUCCAUCUAGUUGGAGGCCGUCCCCGGCCUCGUUUGCCCUCCGUGUUUCCAACAAUGAUCAGCUUUUCAAGGCUUUCAUCUCCCCUCCUCAUUAUGUGGCCGAAGUAGGACAAUAUGCGCAGCUGGCAGACUGUGGAUAGGCGAGUUUGGACGCGCAUUAUAGGCGCGUUCAAAGUGUUAGAAACUGCUGACUCUCUAUUCUAUCUGACUGCUUAUUAUUCACAAUGACGGGACUUGGGGGGUUACCCGAGGUUUUCAUCGAUUUUUGACAAGUUUUGAAUUGUAUCUCCUACUAUUGAUGUCAACUUUAGCCAGUCUUCUCCGAGACCACGGGGACAACGCCGUCAUCGAAACGUCGGAGGUAAAUUUAAAACUUAUUUUACGCGAUUAAGUCCCGUCAUUGUGAAUAAUAAUGAGUAAAAAACGUGAAAGUUUAGAUCAGUUUUGUAUCAGACUGAUGUCAUACCGCUCCGAGUGAGACAGCUCUAUGCACGUAGAUAGCGAUGUCCCGCUCUCACUUUAGAGUGGUGUGCCGAUCAGCAUGCAAUGUGAAGACCGCCAAGAUGCCCAAGAUACAGUCUGGCAAAAAAGAGUAGAAAUUAAAAAGUGGCAACACUGUAGUGUCGUCCCUUUCAAAUCAAUCUAAGAAAAGCGGGACGACACUAGUGUUGCCAGUUGACUGUACAACUGCAGCAAGCAUUUUUUACCCGAAAUUAAAGGCCGUUCCAGACGGAAACAAUUUUUCACCAAGUGUGAGUGAAGUGUGGAUGUAAUAGGCCCAAUAGCCACAGCCUUAAUCCAGACACUAAAACGUCACUAAAAUUACAAUUCAUUUGGUAAAUUUUAGUAACCUUUUUUUUAAAGUUACAAUUAUGCAUUUUUUACUGACAUCAUGAACGCGCGCUUAACUAAUAUUCAGAGGGCCUACCGCGAACACCGAACAUCGCAAAUUGCGGGCAUCUUUCUCUGUCACUCUAAUUACGCCUUAAUUGGAGUAAAAGAAAAAGAUGCUCGCAAUUUGGGAACUUCGGUGUUCGCGAUAAACCCUCAGAGGUCUUUUGUCCAGUGUUGCCAGUAAAGGCUUGUAAAAUUGUAAGUACUCGCUUUAUUAACUAGGUCCUAGAUAGAUAUUUGAUAAUUUAUAAUACAUUUGUCAUCAGCUAUUUACAAUUAGUUAGGUAUACUCGUAAGUAUGUUGGUCAUUGUUAGUUUUAGUUAGUGGUUUGAAUUUACAAAAAAUAUAUUUAUUCGUUUCAAAUUUUAUAAAAAAAAAACAGUUUAUGAAAGCAUAAAAAACAAAUAUAUAUAUCGUAUCGUAUAUUCACGAGAUUAUUUUAUCAAUUAAAAAAAACUCAAUAUUUGAUGUUAGUAUUUGCGACGACAUUCCAUGUUAAUUUAUGAGAUUUUUAUAAAAGUUAAUAUUGUUUUAUUAGUAAUAAUUGAAUGGUCUAAUGUAUGAAAAUAAUGCUGUAUAAUGUGCCUAAUAUUGUAUAAUGAUUAUUGUUAUUCUUAUAUACUGAAAUAUAUUAAUGAUUUUUA